AUGUCGCAGUCGCCAGCACAGGACAGUAUCGAGCGCCAAGAUGCACUACAGCAGGACGAAAAGACCGUUGUCUCGGCUGAUGUGCAUGUGCCGCAGCCUGAGGAUGGGCCGUCCAGUCUGGUGACCAGGUCUCGCCAGAGCCUAUCUGAUGUUUUCACGAUAUUUGCUGCUGGGUUUGCUUUAAUUUCUGAUGGUUACCAGAAUAAUUUAAUGACCAUGACCAAUGUCUUGUUGAAGAAAGAGUACCCAAAGGAAUAUACCUCUACCGUGAGCACUCGCGUAUCCAAUGCUCUUCUAGUCGGCGAGGUACUUGGACAGAUUGUCAUUGGUUGGACAUGUGAUUACCUUGGUCGAAAAUGGGCUAUUGUGAUCACUACCCUGAUGAUCGUGAUUGGCGGUAUUCUGGCUACUGCAUCGAACGGGUAUACUAUCGAUGGCAUGUUCUGGAUGAUGACUGUUGCGCGUGGAGUUAUUGGUUUUGGUACCGGCGGCGAGUACCCUGCAUCCUCAAUUUCAGCGUCCGAAGCAGCAAAUGAGCGCUCCUUAAAGAACCGAGGCCCAACAUUCAUCCUAGUAACGAAUCUCCCGCUUUCUUUUGGUGGUCCCUUCGCUGUGAUUGUUUUCUUGAUUGUCUACUCAGCUUGUCAGCAGUCUCAUUUGAGCACUGUAUGGCGUGUGUGUUUUGGAAUCGGCUGCAUUUGGCCGUUGACUGUGUUCUACUUUCGAAUCCGUAUGCUCAAUUCGGUGCUGUACCGUCGUGGCGCUAUAAAAAAGAGCGUGCCCUAUUGGCUAGUUUUGAAGUAUUACUGGAAGACCCUGGUUGGCACAUGCGGUGCUUGGUUUUUGUAUGAUUUUGUCACAUUCCCCAACGGCGUUUUCUCAGGAACUAUUAUAUCGUCAGUAGUGUCAGACAGCUCCAUUCUCAAGACCGCCGAAUGGCAGCUCUUGCUAGGCGCCCUCCAGCUUCCAGGCGUAUUCAUUGGCGCUUGGUUAUGUGACCGUCUGGGACGCAAACAAACUAUGAUGCUUGGAUUUUCCGGGUAUCUCAUCUUCGGCCUUAUCAUUGGCUGCGCGUAUGACAAAAUCACCCACAUAGUUCCAUUGUUCGUUGUGUUUUACGGUCUCAUGCAAAGUUCUGGAAACCUGGGACCGGGCGACAUGCUUGGUUUGUUGUCUUCGGAAUCGUAUGCAACCGCUGUUCGAGGACAGUGCUAUGGGAUUUCUGCUGCUCUCGGCAAAACUGGCGCUGCUGUCGGAACGCAAGCAUUCACGCCCAUACAAAACAACCUCGGCAAGAGAUGGACAUUCAUCAUUGGCGCGAUUUGCGGUGUCGCCGGUAUCUUGGUAACAUAUUUCUUUAUCCCAAAUGUCACUGGAGAAGAUCUCAAAUUCAAUGACGAGAAAUUCCGGGCCUAUCUUGUUGCCAACGGCUGGGAUGGUCAGAUGGGUGAAGGCGACUUGCAGGCGAUUGCGGCUGAGGGGAUCCCGCCAGCAAUUACUGAGGACAAUUUAGAAAAUAAGAAGGAGAAAGAGUAA
Talaromyces proteolyticus is the source of this 1536-nucleotide messenger RNA. RefSeq lists its product as uncharacterized. Gene Ontology annotation, molecular function: carboxylic acid transmembrane transporter activity. Gene Ontology annotation, cellular component: plasma membrane. The record is from RefSeq and is a predicted model, not a curated record. The transcript has 7 exons. Bases 1 to 1536 code for a protein of 511 amino acids. NCBI's taxonomy places the organism in Eukaryota, Fungi, Ascomycota, Eurotiomycetes, Eurotiales, Trichocomaceae. Gene Ontology annotation, biological process: transmembrane transport; carboxylic acid transport.